AUGGACCCCGUCGGCGCCAGGAAUUUGAAAAUCGCCCUGGGAGAACCCACACGAGCUGCUUUGAGUGUCAGGGUCGCGGACAUCCGGCACGUGUCUGCCCCAGCACGGGAGAACGUACCAAACGUCCGGGGGAAAUAUGCAAGAAGUUUGGUGGUGUGGGAUGCUGUGCUCGGGACUGUCCUACGUACGAACGAGGCCAGACCGAGCCGGCGGAAAAGAGCAGUAGGCAGCCCACACGUCCUAGCACUGAGAAGGAGCCUAGGCGUGGUCGGAGACGAGCGUUCUAGGCCGCGUAGCCAUGACAAAGGGAUAAUGUGUGCGGUAGCGACAGGCCCCAAUGCCAUUCCAGUCUCCCUUGAGUGGGGAAACCAACUCCUCAACACUGCGGAAAGAACUAAUACGAGCGAUGGGCAUGCGGAAGGGACUCAGCCGCUUUCGGAAACGCGGUGGGAGUCUGGGUUGGGGUCGAUCCUGACUGAAGAGGCCCCGGGUGAGACGACGGCUAGCCGCAGGAAGCCUGCAGAGGCAACAGAAGAUGACUACAGGCCAGACGCAACAGAGAUUGAGACAUACUGGUGGCGGGAAACCUGCACGAAAGAGCCUUACGGCCAAGGGGGAGCAUAG
Molecule: messenger RNA, 624 nt
Organism: Eimeria necatrix
Lineage: Eukaryota; Apicomplexa; Conoidasida; Eucoccidiorida; Eimeriidae
Exons: 1
Coding region: 1-624 (207 amino acids)
Source: RefSeq, a predicted model, not a curated record